Messenger RNA from Nanorana parkeri, 1052 nucleotides. RefSeq names its product zinc finger AN1-type containing 5 (gene ZFAND5). Lineage: Eukaryota; Metazoa; Chordata; Amphibia; Anura; Dicroglossidae. Gene Ontology annotation, molecular function: zinc ion binding; DNA binding. The record is from RefSeq and is a predicted model, not a curated record. Bases 283 to 912 code for a protein of 209 amino acids. The transcript has 6 exons.
CGUCAGGGCUCGGCUCCGCCCCCUGGUGGUGUAUAGCCACAACGCUCUUUCUCACGCAUAGGAGACACACUCGGGGGGCGAAGGGAGCACACUAAUUCGGGAGCGGAGAGCAAAGCUGUUCUUUGUGCUGGCUUAGGCCUUACAGGACGGGAAUAUACGACUCGGUGGCGGGAUAGAGCAGCACGGCCCUUUAAUUGUUGUUACGUCCAAACAAAGGUCGGAUUAUAGCGUGGACACUUUUCCCUCAGCCGCCUGUGGCUAUAACACUACAAACGUUAGAAAAUGGCGCAGGAGACCAAUCAGACUCCAGGACCUAUGCUGUGCAACACAGGAUGUGGCUUUUAUGGGAACCCUAGGACAAAUGGAAUGUGCUCUGUGUGUUAUAAAGAACAUCUUCAAAGGCAGAACAGUGGUCGAAUCAGCCCAAUGGGAGCAACUGGAGGUUCAAUUAGUCCUACUGCAGAAUCCGCAUCUAAACAGAGAGUUGAAACUGCACUAAACUGUGAAAGUGAUGUUGCCAGCCAGUCUGAAAAAUCAAGAAAUGUGGCUGCCCUGCCUGUAACUCAGCAAAUGACAGAAAUGAGCAUAUCAAGAGAAGACCAUGUGACAUCUCCCAAAUCAGAGUCCACAGAGCCAGUUGUGACUCAACCAAGUCCAUCAGUGUCUCAGCCUAGCACAUCACAGAAUGAAGAUAAGUCACCAGAGCUCCCAAAACCAAAGAAGAACAGAUGUUUUAUGUGUAGGAAGAAGAUUGGGCUCACAGGUUUUGAUUGCCGUUGUGGGAAUUUGUUUUGUGGACUUCAUCGUUACUCUGACAAGCACAACUGCCCUUAUGAUUAUAAAUCAGAAGCUGCAGCAAAAAUAAGGAAAGAGAAUCCUGUUGUCGUGGCAGAAAAAAUUCAGAGAAUAUAAAUGGCUUACAAUUUGUGAAGACUGACUUUCUCGGGUUUUUUUUCCUUUUUUUGUUUUCUGAUUUUAAUAUAUCCUAGGGAAACAUUAAAGAGCAGAUGCAUGUUCAUUUCUUUCUGAUGUAAUACUUUUUUUUUUUUUUG